Messenger RNA from Orycteropus afer afer, 1869 nucleotides. Lineage: Eukaryota; Metazoa; Chordata; Mammalia; Tubulidentata; Orycteropodidae. The record is from RefSeq and is a predicted model, not a curated record.
AUGAACCUCCUGAAUGAGGAGCCUCCGGCCAAGAACCGCCGCCUCAGCAGCCCUGAGCUCCCUCAGCACGACCUGCCGCCGCCGCCGCAGCUCCUGCAGCUGCCGCUGCCUCCUCCUCAGCAGCGACCGAGGCUCCGGGAGGAAACCGAGGCGGCACAGGUGCUGGCUGACAUGAGGGGGGGGAGACUGGGCCCCGCUCUGCCCCCGCCACCACCCUUUGUCAUUCUGGAGGAGGGGGGGAUCCGCGCUUACUUUACCCUGGGUGCUGGGUGUCCCGGCUGGGAGCCUGCGAUCGAGUCAGGGUAUGGGGGGACGCCUUCUCCCACGGGAGGCCUGGAAACCCUCUCUACUUCCGCGGCUUCUGGGGGAAGCCUAGAAAUCGGUUUUCAGGUCACCGGGCCCAGCAGCUUUGCUGGGGAAAAGGCCCGAAAAACCUGUAGAGCAAGGAGGCGGCGGUCCCAGAGGUUAGCUGGUCCAAAGAAGAAGGAAGACGCUGUCAUCGUAGUGGAAGAUAAGUAUGAAAGGGAAGAAGAGAAGAGGAGGCAGAGGAAGAUGAAGAUGAAGAAGGAAAGCAAAGAGAGGAAUGCUGAAAGGAUGGAAGCGCUGGAGAAUAUUCAACUGGACCUGGAGGCAGUGAACAUAAAGGCAGGCAAGGCCUUCCUCCGUCUCAAGCGCAGAUUCAUCCAGAUGCGAAGGCCCUUCCUGGAGCGCAGAGACCUCAUCAUCCGGCAUAUCCCAGGCUUCUGGGUCAAAGCAUUCCUCAACCACCCCAAAAUUUCAAUCUUGAUCAGCCAACGUGAUGAAGACAUUUUUCGCUACUUGACCAAUCUGCAGGUGCAGGAUCUCAGACAUAUCUCCAUGGGCUACAAAAUGAAGUUGUACUUCCAGACAAAUCCCUACUUCACAAACAUGGUGAUUGUCAAGGAAUUCCAGCAUAACUGCUCAGGCCAACUGGUGUCUCACUCAACCCCAAUCCGCUGGCAUCGGGGCCAGGAACCCCAGACCCACAGGCACAAGAACCAGAACAUCAGCCGCAGCUUCUUCAACUGGUUCUCAAGCUACAGCUUCCCAGAGGCUGACAUGAUUGCUGAGAUUAUCAAGAAUGACCUGUGGGUUAAUCCUCUACGCUACUACAUGAUGGGAGAAGGGGGCUACAGGGCAAACGGAAAGAAGCAAAAGGAGGAAAGUAAUACCAAGGACGAAUACGAGGUGAUGAUCCUGGAAGACUCUGAUGAUGAGCAUCAAGCAAUGAAAGACAUAAUCAGCGAGACCUCAGACAGUGAUGCAACUACUGACAUCAGUGAAAGUCUUUGUGACAAUGACACUACUGAUAACAAUGAGAGCAGCUGUGAUGACACUAAUGGUAACAACAACAAAACUCCCGAUGGUGAUGAUGAGAACCUUGAAAGUGGCAACCAGAGCAACAAUAGCAACAUCCAGGGCAGCAGUGAUAGUGACAAUGAAGAAGAUACUGAAGACAGUGAUGAUGAAGAUAAUGAUGGCAAUGAAGGUGACAAUGAGAGUAGUGAUGAUGGCAAUGAAGGUGACAAUGAGGGCAGUGAUGAUGAUGAUGAAGACAUUGAGGGCUAUGAGAAUGGCAUUGAAGACCCUGACAAGGAUCAUGAUAACAGCAGCAACCAGAAGGACUAUGAGGAUGAUGAGGUAGAGGACAUCUCAGAAGAAGAAUCAGAGGAAGAAGAUGACAAGGGCAAUGAAGAAGGUGAGCUAAAUCCCUCUGCUUCCCCUCCUUUCUUAGAGAAAGGUAGUGAGCAAGAAGGGGAGGACAGCGAUGAUGAGGCAGGAGACGAAGACUCCAACAUGGGAGAGAUGCUUCAGACCCAAAACUUUUGGGCCCACCUGGGGAAGUAG